AAAGGCACUCCCGUCCUGCCAAUCUUCAUUCCUUGCGAUAAAGAUCUCCAACUCCCCAAGUUUUCACAGAACCUCGUGAGAGCCAUGGAGCCGACCGUUGCUAUCCGAGAUCUUGAUUUGAAGGAAAUUGCUGAACUCCGGGAAAUGUCAGAAGGCGACGUGCAUUUUCAAAAUGUUUCGGAUAAAGAGCUACGCAAUUGGAUCAGUGAAAACCCAGAACUGGUUGAGCACAAGGACUUCCGAUACGAGUACAACUUCCUCUCACAGCGGUUAAUAAUAAAAUGUAUGCCCACUCCGACGCACGACUCAUUGCAGUACUUCUUUACGCAAACUGUUUUUGGAACAUUUGUCGAAAAAGUUGGGUUAUUAAAAGCCCAAGAGUUAGUCACUACAGGUGCAGGCACUUGUAAGUAAUGACAGUGGAUGAAUUAUUUAUGGAAUUUAACUAAUGAUGUUUAGCUUUUACUGGGUUUGAAGGGGACCGGUGUGGGUCGACGGAGAAACUCCCUGAUGCCUUCGUUCAAUUAGAAGGCUCAGACUUUCCGGUGGUAGUAUGCGAGGCUGGGUGGGCAGAGAAACUGGAGGAUUUAAAAACCGAUGCCAAACUUUGGCUUCUAAACACCGGAGGUCAGACAAAAUUUGUUAUCAUGACCUGCUUUACCGAAACCCAUACAAAGAGCGAGACGGACCCAACCAGCGAGACAGACCCAACCAGCGAGGCAUCAGAGGACGCGACAGGAACUGGGGGGGAGCAGUCAGGGGAGCGAGCACUCAUAAAAAGCAUAAAUGAGUCGACAAAGCUUCGUGAUCUCGCCACCCAGUUACUUGACCUGAAUAAGCACGAGGAGCUGCGAACGCCCUUAAUCGGGAAGUUACAAGCAUCACUGUAUGUCUAUUGCGCCAACGAGGACUACAAGGACAUCACCGAAGUAUUUAGUACAGCAAUUCUGCCCCCUCCACCUGCGAAUUCCGGGGCGCCACGCCUAUUUCAAAUCACCAUGAAGGACAUCUUUGGCCAAGAUGUUCCAAAGGAUAUGAAACCAACCGAUCCGAUAACGUUUAGCCUACCGGUCCUAGGAAAAUUAAUUGAAAAAUCCCUGCCCGGCACGGCACGGUAUAGGGCCAAUCGACGGGGAAAAAAACUGCUAAAAGCAGCGGGUGUAUGGGAACAAUGUGACACGUUUGCACAGAGCAAGCGUCGGAGAAAGGACGGAGCUUAAGGACAAGCCGGGGAAACGCUUUUGUUGUGGUUUGAAAUCCUGUUCCGCUUAGCUAUAGAUUUGUUAGACUUGGGCUUAAUGUGAAUUUACCUGGAUGGUCUGGGUUGGGAGAUUCGGAAUUUUGAUGUUCGAGGGAGGCAAAAGUUGGGUUGUAGGAGGGGUGAGCUAUGUGCUCUAAUAAGUUCGAGUAGCUUUGUGGUCAUGCGGCUUAAGCGGGUGGGACGCAAAAUGCCUUUCGCGGGGUGCAAAGUGAGCGGUGGUAUCACAGAAGCGUUGUACUCGUGCUGCAUUUGUGUCGAAGCCGGAUGUACUCUCGAGGGUGGGCUAGCACAGCGGAGUAGUCUAGUACCGAUGGCUUUAUGAACAAUGGAAAUGAAUCCAGAUUAGUAUCCGAGGGCAAGGAAUGUGUAACACUAUACAAUUAUAGCUUUCGGAAAUGCGCUGAGGAUUCGGCCAUAUGGCCACGGCUUCGGGUCUGGGUUUGUCUUUAGAAAUGGGCUACGGAUUCGGGCAUACGGCUUCCGGUUCUAGUGUGUGCUUGGACGUUCGGGAAAGCAUCCCCUAUGCAGGAAUGCGGCUAUCGGAACGGAAGCGGAGAGGCUGUAAGGACAGCCGGAAGGAA
This is a messenger RNA of Tuber aestivum (summer truffle), 1842 nucleotides long. NCBI's taxonomy places the organism in Eukaryota, Fungi, Ascomycota, Pezizomycetes, Pezizales, Tuberaceae. The record is from the annotation of a GenBank genome assembly.